UCUGGUAGUUAAAAAAUGAACAACAAUCUUACAAAUUUUUUCAUUUUUCAUUGAAAUUAAACACUUAAGUCCAAUAGCAUAGUUUUUGGGGUAUUUAAUAAAUAUAAGAUCUUGAGCUAAAAAUUGAAGAAAAGAAAGAAGAGUUGCAGGUAGUUUAAGCCUUCAACAAUUACAAUAACAAUGGUGGAUUAUCGAAAGGUACUGUUUGGUGUGUGUUUGAUCAAUGUAUUGUUGAUUUGGAGUUAUACCUCGGCGAGGCCGAAGUCAACGCCAAUGGCCGAACCAUUGACGAAAUACAAAGAUCCAAAUAAACCAGUUGAAGUUCGAGUUGAAGACCUUCUUAGUAGAAUGACUUUGGAAGAGAAGAUUGGUCAAAUGACUCAAAUCGAUCGUUCUGUUGCUUCUUUUCAUGUCCUCAAGAAUUACUCCAUUGGGAGUGUGUUGAGUGGGGGAGAAAGUGUGCCUUUCCGAGGAGCAACAGCUAAAGAUUGGAUGAACAUGAUCAACGAAUUCCAGGAAGGUGCCUUGGCUAGUCGUCUAGGGAUACCGAUGUUUUAUGGAAUAGAUGCUAUUCAUGGCAAUGCCAUUGUUUACAAUGCCACUGUAUUUCCCCAUAACAUUGGUCUUGGAGCUGCUAGAGAUGCAGAACUUAUCAGGAGAAUUGGUGCUGCAACUGCCUUGGAAGUUAGAGCUACAGGGAUUUCAUACGCGUUUGCUCCUUGUAUAGCCGUUUGUAGGGAUCCAAGAUGGGGUCGUUGCUACGAGAGUUACAGUGAAGAUCCUCAGAUUGUGCAGGAGAUGACAGAUAUAAUCUACGGUUUACAGGGUGAAAAUCCUAAAAAAGGCAUACCUUAUGUUGGUGGAAGGGACAAAGUAAUAGCUUGUGCUAAGCAUUAUGUGGGUGAUGGAGGGACAACUAAUGGCAUUGAUGAGAGUAACACAGUUGUAGACACUGCUGGGUUGUUUAAAAUUCAUAUGCCUGCUUACCUUGAUGCUAUCAAUAAAGGUGUGUCGACGAUUAUGGUCUCCUUUUCUAGUUUGAAUGGGAAAAAGAUGCAUGCUCAUCGUGAUUUAGUCACUGGUUAUCUCAAGAACACGCUCCAAUUCAAGGGGAUUGUCAUCUCAGAUUGGGAGGGACUGGAUAGGAUGACUACUCCAAAUCACGCCAACUAUACAAACUCUGUCUUGGCUGGAAUUCAAGCUGGAUUAGACAUGGUUAUGGUCCCCAACAACUAUAAUGAAUUUAUGGACAUACUUAUCAACCUGGUUAAGAACAACUACAUUCAUAUGGGACGCAUUGAUGAUGCUGUGAGAAGAAUUCUGCGUGUCAAGAUCAUUAUGGGUCUAUUCGAAAACCCUAUGGCUGAUUAUAGUCUGGUUCAUGAGCUUGGAAGCCAGGCUCAUAGAAACUUGGCAAGGGAGGCGGUAAGAAAAUCUCUUGUGCUGCUUAAGAAUGGCAAAGAAGGUGAUAGCACAUUACUGCCACUUCCUAAAACAGCAUCAAAGAUACUAGUAGCCGGUACCCAUGCUCAUAAUUUAGGUUAUCAAUGUGGUGGAUGGACAAUUAGUUGGCAGGGAUUUCUGGAAAAUAAUGACACUAGAGGAACUACAAUACUGGAUGCUGUUAAAUCAGCUGUCCACCCAAGUACAGAAGUUGUAUACAAGGAUCACCCAGAUGAAAAUUUUGUGAGCUCCAACAACUUCACUCAUGCCAUUGUCGUAGUUGGUGAGCUCCCUUAUGCAGAGUGGCAGGGAGAUAGCCAGACACUCACAAUGACUGAACCAGGCCCUGCCACCAUCAGCAAUGUCUGCGGGUCUAUCAAGUGUGUCGUCGUUGUUAUCUCUGGCCGCCCUAUUGUCAUCGAGCCUUACAUGGCUUCCAUUGAUGCCUUAGUUGCUGCAUGGUUGCCUGGUACAGAAGGACAAGGAGUUACCGAUAUGCUGUUUGGUGACUACGAGUUCACUGGAAACCUACCAAGGACAUGGUUCAGAACAGUUGAUCAACUCCCCAUGAAUGUUGGAGAUCUGCGCUAUGAUCCUCUUUUCCCCUUUGGAUUCGGCCUGUCAACUAACAAAGUACGCUUAUCAGUUAGAGAUUCAAUAUGAAUGAUAAGAUUCCUGAAUACUUAACCAAAAACAAUUUUUAUUUCAAAGAAUAGAAGUAUUAUACUGUUACUGGUUUGGUUACACUUAGGCUAUACAGACAUAAAGUGACAUAGAAAAAUUCUUUCUGUAUAGUAUUUCUAAUUUUGUGUACGUGUAAUGGUGUAAAAUACAUCAAAAACUUGUACUUCAUAUAUAAAAGAACCUGCAAAUUUUCUUUGGGUUCAAAUA
Molecule: messenger RNA, 2334 nt
Organism: Beta vulgaris subsp. vulgaris (sugar beet)
Lineage: Eukaryota; Viridiplantae; Streptophyta; Magnoliopsida; Caryophyllales; Amaranthaceae
Exons: 9
Coding region: 181-2106 (641 amino acids)
Biological process (GO): glucan catabolic process
Molecular function (GO): beta-glucosidase activity
Source: RefSeq, a predicted model, not a curated record